ACAGUCGUCGUCGACGCCGCCGCCACUGGCAAAAACAAACUUUAAUUUCAAAUACAAUUCUCGUCCGGUACCAUCUCACAUUGUCGUCGCCGUCGUCAUCGUCGCCAUAACAAUAAAAAUAACAUAUUAUAUCGCGCAUAUCACGCAAGCCCGGUGUAUCCUUAUACGUUAUCAUAACACCACACACCUACGCAUAGGUGCCACCGAGAAAAUUCUAUACCUGCGACCGAAGAAGAAUAUAUAUUACAUCUAUUCACCGCGCAGCGCAGGUCCUAAGACAUAACUAUACGCUGCAGCUGAGUCGCCACUGCUGCACUCAGGCGCGCAUAUACGAUAUUAUAAUAUAAUAUAUAGUACAAUAUAGGCAGUCGUCGUCGUACGACUCGCACAUUCGGCGUACAGCAGCGACCGUAGUCGAUUCAUUCCGAUCGCUUUACGGGCAAAAUGGCCGAUGGAACAGGCGCUGGACUUACUGCAGGAGAUGACACAGUGGUCGGAGGCCCAAAGACACCACAGCAAAUCGCGGCGCAAAAGCGAUUGCAACAAACACAAGCACAAGUCGAUGAGGUGGUGGAUAUUAUGAAGACUAACGUGAUGAAGGUACUGGACAGGGAUCAAAAACUCUCCGAACUGGAUGACAGAGCAGAUGCAUUACAACAAGGGGCAUCGCAAUUUGAACAACAGGCUGGAAAACUAAAGAGGAAAUUUUGGCUACAAAAUUUAAAGAUGAUGAUCAUAAUGGGAGUUAUUGGUCUCGUAAUAUUAGCCAUUAUAGUUGCUUGGUUUUCGGACGAAUAAAGCAUAGGUAACAAACUUCGAUGCGAGCCACCACACACAGUGACAACCGAUCAACCGUCAAAAACGUGACUCUUUAAAUGAUAAAGAAACUGAAGGUGCAUUAAAAUAAAAAUAAAUUUAUAGGUAUAUAUACAAUAUACAUAUAUAUAUAUACUAAAAAUACAUAAAUAUCGCUUUGAAAAACUGCCCCUGUCCAAAAAAAAAAAAAAAA
Messenger RNA from Acyrthosiphon pisum (pea aphid), 1009 nucleotides. RefSeq names its product neuronal Synaptobrevin (gene nSyb). Gene Ontology annotation, cellular component: membrane. NCBI's taxonomy places the organism in Eukaryota, Metazoa, Arthropoda, Insecta, Hemiptera, Aphididae. Gene Ontology annotation, biological process: vesicle-mediated transport. The record is from RefSeq and is marked provisional.